Neltuma alba is the source of this 1626-nucleotide messenger RNA. RefSeq names its product probable anion transporter 4, chloroplastic. The transcript is spliced from 9 exons. The coding region runs from base 32 to 1108 and encodes 358 amino acids. Gene Ontology annotation, cellular component: plastid. The record is from RefSeq and is a predicted model, not a curated record. Gene Ontology annotation, molecular function: phosphate transmembrane transporter activity. Gene Ontology annotation, biological process: transmembrane transport. Lineage: Eukaryota; Viridiplantae; Streptophyta; Magnoliopsida; Fabales; Fabaceae.
CCGGCUAGAUAACUAUGGUGGCAAAGGGGUCAUGGCUUGGGGUGUGGCUCUGUGGUCGCUGGCUACUUUUCUUACUCCCUGGGCUGCAGAGACUUCCUUGUGGGCACUGCUUGCCGUUCGUGCUUUGCUGGGCAUAGCGGAAGGAGUGGCUCUUCCUUCCAUGAAUAACAUGGUGGCGAGGUGGUUUCCUCAAACAGAAAGGUCAAGAGCUGUCGGAAUUGCAAUGGCUGGGUUUCAACUUGGGUCUGCAAUAGGGCUCACGCUUUCACCAAUACUUAUGUCAAAAGGUGGUAUAUUUGGACCAUUUGUAAUUUUUGGAUUGUCAGGGUUUCUUUGGGUUCUGGUGUGGUUAUCAGCAACAUCAAGCACUCCAGGUCGAAGUCCUCAGAUAUCAAAAUAUGAGUUGGAGUAUAUACUGAAUAAGAGGAAAAAAGCCUUUGAUGUAGAUACAAUAAAACCCAGUGGAAGUAAAGUUAAAGUGACUCCUCCAUUCAGGCGUUUGCUUUCAAAGCUGCCAACAUGGUCCUUACUUGUUGCAAAUGGCAUGCACAGCUGGGGAUUUUUCGUUUUUCUUUCUUGGAUGCCCAUAUACUUCAACUCGGUAUAUCGUGUGGAUCUCAGACAUGCAGCAUGGUUUAGUGCUGUUCCAUGGGUUCUGAUGGCUAUCAUGAAUUAUGUUGCUGGCUUGUGGUCAGACAUGAUGAUACAAAGUGGUAUAAGUGUCACUUUAACUCGCAAUAUCAUGCAAUCCAUUGGUUUUGUUGGUCCUGGAUUAUGUCUCAUCGGUUUGGUAAAAGCCAAAAUUCCGUCAAUUGCUUCUGCUUGGCUGACUUUGGCAUUUGGCUUGAAAUCUUUCAGCCACUUCGGUUUCCUUGUGAACAUUCAGGAGAUUGCGCCACAGUAUUCUGGUGUUAUACACGGAUUGGCACUCACUGCUGGAACAUUGGCGGCUAUAAUCGGAACAGUUGGAACUGGUUUUUUUGUUGAUCUGAUUGGAUCUUUCCAAGGGUUUCUGUUGCUUACAUCACUCCUAUAUUUUCUUUCUGCUCUUUUCUACAUCCUCUUCUCUACUGGAGACAGAGUAAAUUUUGAUGAACCUGUUCCUUGAUGAGUGUCAGAAACUGCUAAGCCUACUGUACAGUGUCUUGUAUACAAAAGGAGUACGAGGAUCAUGUCCUCUGGAAGAAGCUUUGACCUAUUCUCGUCUGUAAAUUCAAUGCCUUGUAUAGCUCUAUCGAGGCUCUUUGUUUCAGGUGCAUGUUCAGUACAAGGUUUCCCUGAUAUGAAGAAUAUAUCGAAGUGACCAAGGAAAAAGAAACAAAGUGUAGAAGAUAAUAAUGGUGCUGAAUUGGUUUUCCUUGGCUGAAGGAUUUUAGAGCCAAACGAAUCAUUUAGCGGACAAAGAGAUGGUGGAUGAUGAUUAAUUACACAAGUAACAUUUUACUUGCCUGAUUUUUUUUACUAUAAAGGGAGAAUUUCGAAGUUUAACUUGUUAAUAAUCCGAACUCUAAUGAAAAAUGAAUUUCAGGAAACAGAAUUUUCAAUUAUAUUAAUUCAGAAGGUGAUUGUAUUAGUUUAUACAAUUAGAUUUUAUGCAUUUUGAUUGUGUCUCCGAAUUUUUGAUAA